GCUCGGCGGGGCCGGGAGCUGCGUGUUGUGCCCGAACACCCCCCGCCCUCCAUUUCCCCUCUUCCUUUCCUUCUGCCUGGGGAGCGCCUCUGGAGGAGGGAGGCUGAGCCUUCCAGAGCCUCUCCCGAGAAAGUGGCCGAGUUGUCUUUGCCUAAUAGCUUUUAAUGUAUUGGAGAGUUUUUCCUAUCACAGAACUUUAGUUUUAAUGACCAUCUGCUUCUAGCUAUUAAUUUACCUUUUUUUUUUUUUUUUUUCCUCUGUUUAGAAUUAUUUAUUUGGAUUAUCAUAUACAUAUAUAAUUAAAUAUAUUUAAUUAUAAAACAUGACCUAGCAAAAGUCCUAGCCUAGGAAGUUUCUACCUGUACUUCCUAUUUACUUCAUAUUUACUUUGCGAAUUUCGACACAAUACAAAGUCAAUUUGGAUUUUUAUUUCUUUAUGUGUGAAAUAAUCACUGCUUUGAGAGUACAUGUGGUGUACUGGGAUUCCUAGGUCCAGGAUGGACACUAGUGUGAGUGUAGCAUUUACCUGUGUCACAAGGGAAAGUAGAGCAAUUGGGUUGUUGUGGACUUGAAUGUUCAAGGAUGUACUUGCUUGUCUUGAUAGCAGUGUGGCCAUGAUCUUAAAUUUUGUCAGUGAUUUCAGUGAAAGUUAUGCAGACAGAUCUCAGUAUACUUUUAAAGGAAGUGUAAGUAGAGUGAGAGAGAAACUGAUACAGAAAUUCUUAUGAAAACCACUGUAGUAGAACAGUGUAUAUAAUAAAGUAGUUACACUCUGUAGCUCAGUGAAAUUGUUUCCUCUGAGGUAGCAGCAUGACUGAAAAACUCCUGACAUAUAAAUAAUGCACUCUCUCAAAGCAUCUUUUUUUCAUUACAUGCAUCUCUGUUUUCCACGAGCAGCAAGACUGAACUCGGAAUCCAGCGUUUCUUCUGGCUCUUCCUGCUGUUUGGAUGCUGUGAACGUCACAGAGCAGGACAAAGCAAUGAAUGGUUUACCAGAGUUAGUUGAUAAAUAUUGGUGGAUAAAAAGCUUCUUCCAUAGCGAACCUUCUCCACCAACUGUUGGAAGAAAAACACUCUCAGCAAGCAGUACCAACAGUUGAAAAGGACAGCGUGAUGGCUUUUCUGACUGAGAUGCUACAUACAGACUUGUUUUUCCAAGAGGCUUGGGGUCUUCCUAAUGUCUGGGUUCAGCUGCAAGAAGAAAACAAAACCUUUAGGAGAGUGGAAAAGCGUAUUUUCAAAAUAUUUGUCAGUAGCUAAAAUGAUAUUGCUUAAUGGACAUAUCCAUGGCCUACCGUGUUCUUUCCAGAUUUGCAAUAAUUUGUGAUGUUUCUCUAAUGGAAGUUUCAAGGACUAAACAUCCUGAUGACUUACUUGAAUAAUUAGAGAAAAGUGACAGUAAAAAUAAGACGUCAUAGGUUUAGGAGGAAGAUGCGUGAUUCAGUUAAGUUGCCUUCAAGAUACCAGCUCUUUAGGCAGUCACACUGAUGUAAACAGGAUUCAGACCUAUAAUCCAGAGCAGGACUGCUGUGUGGCACUUGUAUCCAGUAUUUAUGUACCAGUUACAGGGGUAAGUUUACAAGAAUGCUUGUCAAUAACUUUUUUUAAAAUUUUUUUAAAAACUCCAAUUAUAUGAACAAGCAAUAAUCAGUUUGGUUUCUUUGAUCAAGCAGAGUGCAUAGAUCCCAACUUCUACAAGUACCCAUGUACCACUUUCAUUCCUACCUAUGGAUGCUGGUAUUUGAGGACAGAAUAGAGGAGAUGCACAAGAAACCAGUAAUCCUAAUAGAAACUGACCUCUUCCAAGGGGAAGAGCAGCCUUAAUCAGUUGAUACUUCUAGUUAGAUUUUUUCUGCCUGUUUUGUUGUGGCUUAAAGAUCUACUUGUUCCUAAGUGACUAAUUCUAUAAAUAUUCUGCUGUCUAUCUUACUAGUUAUGAGGGCUAGAUCUGGCAAAGGAUUCCACUCAAAGUAAUCACAUUCUUGUUGUUAUCCAAGUGUACCUUUGACAUGCUCUUGAAAGGUACUAUAACAUUGCAGUGCUGAAGAUUAAAUGAAGCUAAUUAGUAUAACGAUUGUUUAUUCUACUGGCCAUGACUGAAAUGCAUCAAGGAUUAUGGAAAAUAGCAAGUAUUUGGCUGGAUGAUAACAUUUGUGACAAGUAUCUAUGCAACUUUUUGAUGAACUAUCACUAAACCUGCUGGAUAUUUGUUCAUCACUGGAUGAACUAACAGUAGCAAACAUUUACGUAGCCAGCAUCUUUUUAUUAUAGGUUAAUGGUUGUCAUGGUUAUGCAUAACUCCAAGGUGUAUGAAGUGGCUGCUUCAGGGCGUUUACAGUCUUGAUGGAGGCAAUAAAUGCAUGGCAGAUGACAACAGAAAAGAGCACAAUUCUGAAAACAUGAUUUCAAGGGUCUUUAAAUUGACUUGUGUCUUACUUUACUGCUAUUGUAUAGUUUCAUCUUUGUUCUCUGAGUGUACAGAAUGACCUUUUUUAUACUUAGAUUUUUUUCUUAAUAAAGAUUUAAUCAAAAUUAA
Molecule: messenger RNA, 2536 nt
Organism: Parus major (Great Tit)
Lineage: Eukaryota; Metazoa; Chordata; Aves; Passeriformes; Paridae
Gene: PPDPFL
Product: pancreatic progenitor cell differentiation and proliferation factor like
Exons: 3
Coding region: 840-1100 (86 amino acids)
Biological process (GO): multicellular organism development; cell differentiation
Source: RefSeq, a predicted model, not a curated record